Molecule: messenger RNA, 2463 nt
Organism: Corylus avellana
Lineage: Eukaryota; Viridiplantae; Streptophyta; Magnoliopsida; Fagales; Betulaceae
Gene: BARD1
Product: breast cancer associated RING 1
Biological process (GO): positive regulation of transcription by RNA polymerase II; double-strand break repair via homologous recombination
Cellular component (GO): BRCA1-BARD1 complex; BRCA1-A complex
Molecular function (GO): ubiquitin-protein transferase activity
Source: RefSeq, a predicted model, not a curated record
CACAAUCCCAGCCUUCCACGUGUACUUCACUGUCCCCGAUUAAAGCUCCCUCUCUCGCAACGCAAAAUCUGUGUUUGUUGAGUACAUUUUACUGGUUUGCUUUAGCUUUGGUUGUAACGAGUGGGAAUGGGAGACUCAGUGAGUGGUGGUGGUGGUAGUAGAUUUCUGAACCCGUGGGUUCUUCAUUUCCAGAAGAUGGGUCUCGAGCUCAAGUGCCCUCUCUGCUUAAGCCUGCUCGACAGACCAAUGUUACUCCCCUGCAAUCACAUUUUCUGCAAUUCCUGCAUACCCAUUUCAACACAGCUUAAAUCAGAGUGUCUCGUCUGUAAAGCGCAUUAUUUCAACCAAGAUUCAAGGCCUGCGCCUUACUUGGAAAAUCUGGUAACAAUCUACAGGGGUUUGGAAGCUACUUUCAGCGCCAAUUUCUUUCAGCAUGUUUCUUCUGGUUCUGGGAGGAUUUUGGAGCAAUGCCAGACUUUGCGGAAGGAAGCAUUUGAAACUAUCCAAGGGGAUAAAUCAUGCAGUGGACAGUCCAUCUUCUCAUUAUCAGCUAAUAAGCGAGUUCAGGUUCCAUUGAAUUUGAAUCGUUCUGUUGAAGAUGGGGUCAGCAAGAAUGAUGAAUAUGAGAAACACAGCAUGCCAACAGAUGGUAAAGAUGGUAAAGGUGGUAGGGGAGGAGACAAACUUAAUCAUGUAGUGAGUAGUAAUCUGUCAUCACUGAAUUUGCCUGCGGGACCUGGGUGGCUUGAAGAGCCUAAUGUUGUGGAAAUAGAGAUGAAUCAGGUGGCACAGUCAUUGCCGAAUACCCCUCCUUCGAUUGGUGAUGCUAAGGGUUCAGAUGGUGACAGCCAUGAUCAGGGCAAUGAGCAUAGUCCAAACAAUUAUUUGACCAAGAGAGCAAUCACCAAAGAUUCUGAAGAUAAGAUUAGGCAGUUGGGGCAUGACGGUUCUGCCUCCGAAACCGAAGGUGGUCAUUUGAGGAGCAUCAAGAGGCAAAAGAAAUUUGACUAUGGCACAUCAGAGUUGAGCAUGAAAGCAGACGGUUGUAUUCCACCACUUGUUUCACUUUCUGAAAUCUUACCAACUCCCAGUUCUGAAUUUGAGGUCGCAUCUAGGGUGCCUUGUGCUGCUGCACAGCAGCCUGUAAUAUCAGAUGCCUCAUUUGUGCAUAAAAGCAUUUGUGCCUUUUGCCAGUCCCCUGAGAUUUCAGAGCAUACUGGCCCAAUGUUGCAUUAUGCUAAUGGGAAAAUGGUAGUAGGAGAUGAGGCCACACUUUCAAAUGUCAUACAUGUUCACAGACUUUGCGUUGAUUGGGCACCACAAGUAUAUUUUGAUAAUGAAACUAUUAAGAAUUUGAAGGCGGAAGUGGCAAGGGGUGCAAAGCUCAAGUGCAGCAGAUGUGGACAAAAGGGAGCUGCCCUUGGCUGUUAUGCAAAAUCCUGCCGGAGAAGUUAUCACCUUCCCUGUGCAGGACAAGUAUCAAAUUGUCGCUGGGACCAUGAAAAGUUUCUUAUGCUCUGUCCUACUCAUUCUUCUUUCAAGUUUCCAAAUGAGAGGUCCAGAGGCCCUCAGCAGUCCAAACUUUGGGCAGCUCCAAAGAGAGCCAAAAAAUGGGUUAUAUGUGGAUCUGCUCUAUCUUCUAAAGAGAAGGUUCUUGUGAUCGAGUUUGCAAGCAUGUGUGGUGCAACUGUGACCAAGUACUGGGAACCAAAUGUCACGCAUGUUAUUGCAGCCACGGAUGCACAAGGUGCAUGCACCAGGACGCUGAAAGUUCUUAUGGCCAUUUUGAAUGGGAGAUGGGUUCUUAACAUUGAUUGGAUAAAAGCUUGCAUGGAAGCUAUGCAUCCUGUGGACGAAGUACCCUAUGAAGUUUGUCUUGACAACCAUGGGUGUUCUGAUGGCCCCAAAACUGGCAGGCUUAUGGCUUCAAAUAAUGCACCAAAGCUCUUCGAUGGGUUCAAAUUCUAUUUUUCUGGUGAUUUUGUCCCCGAAUACAAGGACGAUCUCCAAACCUUGGUUGUAACUGCUGGAGGUACUGUUUUGAAAAGUAAAGAAGAAUUGCCAUCACAAAGCUGUGAAGAGGAAGCUCUGGUGAGGGUGCUAAUUGUCUACAACCUUGAUUCCCCACAAGGCUGCAAGGUAGGAGAAGAAGUUGAUAUUCUUUGGAAUAGAUUGAGUGAAGCGCAGGAUGUAGCCUCAGAUAUUGGAUCCCAAGUUAUUGGUCACACUUGGCUUGUGGAAUCAAUUGCUGCAUGUAAAUUGCAGCCUCUUGUCAGCUGAGAAAGCUUUUGUGAUCCAAUAUUUUGUUAUUUUCAGUCCAGGAUAAUAAUCUGUUUAUCACGCUUGCUUAAGGCUCACAUGUAUAUAGUUAGGUUAUAAAAUUAGACAGAGCUCUGUAUUUUUGCUUUGGACAAAUUGCUCUGUUUCAGACUUUUGUUUUACUGAUAAAGCAUUUGUGAUGCA